AUCGCUGAGUAGCUUCAUGCUACUAUGGUGGAAAAGGGCGAUGUUGUUCUCCAAGAAGCAACAUCGCAACUUCCCUUGGAAACCCCGAUGGAGGACGUCACUUUACCCGAGGAUGUAGGUUUUCAGAUCAUGACUGAGGUCCUGGAUCAAAAGUACGGUCGUCGUCAUGGCAAGGUUGUUCGGGGUAUGGGGAAGGCGCGGGUUUGUGAGACGGGUGCCUCUUCUUCCAAAUCGACCACAGGAGAGGUCAACGCCCUGAAGGAGGAAGUGACAACCCUUAAAGGUCAGCUUGCAGCCCAGGACGAGCAGAUAAAGGCCCAAAGUGAGCAGAUGAGGGCCCAGAGCGAGCAUAUAAAGGCGGAGAACGAGCAGAUGAGAGCUGAGAACGAACAGAUGAAGGCCCAGAUGAGUAUGAUUGUACAUGCCUUAGCGGUGUCCGGUCUCCAAAUCCAGCUACCAGCACCUGAUCUUACUCCACCUUCGACCUCCCAGCCACCUCACCUACCCAAUACCCAGUAGUUUUCAAACCUAGAAGACUACUUGUUGUAGUUUUAUCUUUUUUUGUUUAGACAUC
This is a messenger RNA of Pyrus x bretschneideri (Chinese white pear), 574 nucleotides long. RefSeq lists its product as uncharacterized. The coding region runs from base 25 to 519 and encodes 164 amino acids. The transcript is spliced from 2 exons. The record is from RefSeq and is a predicted model, not a curated record. NCBI's taxonomy places the organism in Eukaryota, Viridiplantae, Streptophyta, Magnoliopsida, Rosales, Rosaceae.